UUAUUUAUUCCUCCCAGAAAUACCAGAAGCAAUCUCACCUUCCUCUAUCGCUUAGGUAGCCUAGCCUCUCCCGGCGGGACAACAGAUUUUUCAUUGGACGGCGGGGUGAUGCCGCGUCAUCAGCGUGCGACCCGCAGAUAUGGCGUUUGUUUCUCUUUGCUAGGUGCGCGAUGCAAGAACACGAAACACUGCGCCCUUUAAAUGAAUUGAGGUAUUAAACGGAUGGUGGGCGCCUUGUUGUGUGUCGUAGGCGUCCAGGAUGAGCGGGGGUUUGGCACCAAGCAAAAGCACUGUGUACGUGUCCAACCUUCCCUUCUCUCUGACCAACAGUGACCUGCACAAGCUAUUCACCAAAUACGGAAAAGUUGUCAAGGUUACAAUCGUUAAGGAUAAAGACACUCGCCAGAGUAAAGGGGUGGCGUUUGUCCUCUUCCUGGACAGAGAGUCCGCUCACAACUGUGCAAGAGCAGUAAACAACAAGCAGCUGUUUGGCCGAACAGUGAAAGCGAGCAUUGCCGUCGACAAUGGACGAGCAGCCGAGUUUAUAAAGAGGCGGAACUACACAGACAAGUCUAAAUGUUACGAAUGUGGGGAUACAGGUCAUCUGAGCUAUGCGUGCCCCAAAAACAUCCUAGGAGAGAGGGAGCCCCCAAAGAAGAAAGAAAAGAAAAAGAAGAAAAAGGCUGAACAAACUGAACAUGUUGAAGAAGAAGAUGAAGAAGAAGAAAGUGAAGAAGGAGGAGAGGACCCAGCUUUAGAUAGUCUGAGCCAAGCUAUAGCUUUUCAGCAAGCCCAUAUUGAGGAAGAGGAGGAGAGACGGAGGAAGCUGGCACUUUUGUCUCAAGAGGCACACGCUUCGACAUCCUCCGAUUCUAAGAAACCACGAAUUAAAAAGAGUGCGUACUUCAGUGACGAGGAGGAGCUCAGUGAUUAAUAAUGACAGUGGACAUCACCACCAAAUUGUUCGCUUGAUCUGGAUUUAGUUGUGUGAGGUUUUGAAUAACCCCUUUUCACCUCUGGAGCUGAGACAUUUUCAUGUUUUCUAGAAAUAUGGUGUAAUCUUUCUUACAUUGACUGUGUUGCUGAUGGUUUUUAUUUUUUAUUUUCAAUCAAUAAAUCCUUGUUUCUUAA
This is a messenger RNA of Scophthalmus maximus (turbot), 1131 nucleotides long. RefSeq names its product zinc finger CCHC-type and RNA binding motif 1 (gene zcrb1). Gene Ontology annotation, cellular component: U12-type spliceosomal complex. Gene Ontology annotation, biological process: mRNA splicing, via spliceosome. Gene Ontology annotation, molecular function: RNA binding; zinc ion binding. Lineage: Eukaryota; Metazoa; Chordata; Actinopteri; Pleuronectiformes; Scophthalmidae. The record is from RefSeq and is a predicted model, not a curated record. The coding region runs from base 260 to 934 and encodes 224 amino acids. The transcript has 8 exons.